Molecule: messenger RNA, 977 nt
Organism: Acipenser ruthenus (sterlet)
Lineage: Eukaryota; Metazoa; Chordata; Actinopteri; Acipenseriformes; Acipenseridae
Product: abl interactor 2-like
Exons: 2
Coding region: 51-977 (308 amino acids)
Cellular component (GO): lamellipodium
Molecular function (GO): SH3 domain binding
Source: RefSeq, a predicted model, not a curated record
UUAUCCCUGCUUCCUGUGCUGUGUUUGGCUGUGUGUGGAAAGAUGUAAAGAUGGCGGAGCUACAGAUGCUGUUGGAAGAGGAGAUCCCGGCUGGACGGAGAGCCUUGCUCGACAGUUACACCAAUCUCGAAAGAGUCGCAGAUUAUUGUGAGAACAACUACAUACAGUCUGUAGAUAAACACAGAGCCCUAGAAGAAACCAAAAAUUACACAACCCAGUCUUUGGCGAGCGUUGCCUACCUGAUAAACACCUUAGCCAACAAUGUCCUUCAGAUGCUGGAUAUCCAGGCGUCCCAGCUGCGCCGCAUGGAGUCCUCCAUCAACCACAUCUCUCAGACGGUGGACAUUCACAAAGAGAAAGUGGCCAGGAGGGAGAUUGGCAUCCUGACGACCAACAAGAACACCUCGAGAACUCACAAAAUCAUUGCACCCGCCAACCCGGAGAGACCUGUGCGCUACAUCCGGAAGCCCAUCGAUUACACGAUGCUCGAUGACAUUGGCCAUGGAGUGAAGGUCAGCACACAGAACAUGAAGAUGGGUGGUCUCCCGAGAACCACCCCACCCACCCAAAAACCUCCAAGCCCACCAGUGUCGGGGAAAGGAACGAUUGGGCGGCACUCUCCUUAUCGAACCCUAGAACCUGUUCGCCCUCCUGUGGUUCCCAACGACUACGUGCCGAGUCCGACACGCAACAUGGUGCCCACUCAGCAACAGAGCCCGGUUCGAACUGCUUCUGUAAACCAGAGGAACCGCACAUACAGCAGCAGUGGGAGCAGUGGAGGCAGCCACCCGAGCAGCCGGAGCAGCAGUCGAGAGAACAGUGGGAGCGGAAGUGUAGGCAUCCCCAUCCCCAUCGCUGUGCCCACCCCAUCUCCACCCAGCGUCUAUCCAGCCUCUGCUGGCUCAGCUGGUACACCACCUGCCCCUGCUCCCCCGUCUGCGCCCCCCAACCGUCCCCCUCCUGCCUCUGGCAUUUAG